CCCCAUCGUAACCAGACAUCAGUGGUCUGCGGAUGUUUAGUGAGCUCGCUGCUGCUAGCUUUUGUUUGCAGUUCACUAAGCUAGCUUCCGUAAAAAAAUCACAUCAGCGCAGCGGAGUGUGGAAACGACGCACAUGUGCGACGUGGUGCAUCUCGAAAUAAAAUCAAGUCUGGACUGAAACUUUUAGUGGACACCAGCAUCUUUCUUUGCCACUGCUCCUGCUCUCCUCACACCCAUCCAACUGCUCCUACUGAUCGCCUCCUUCACGCCUCAACAUGGCAGCUUUGUUCCCACUCUGGCAGUGUCACUGACCUUCACCGUGGACUACCACCAUGGAGAGAAAACGCAGAAAGAAAUUAAAUUAGCUGCUCAGGCUGUUUGCAGUAUGGACUCCUUUUUAGAGCUCUGGACCUGAAAUGCUGUGUCCCAUUCCUGACCUUGAUCCAGCUUUUAGCUGCUCCCUUUUCAUCUGAAACAGCACAUCUGCCUCUCAAGUUUACAGAGCCUGGUCAAACCGAUGGUUUGCAGGACUUCACCGCUCAAAAUGCUCCCGGUUCCCGUGUGGGCGUCCAUGCUUCUGUGCCUGCUGUUGGGCUUCCUGCCUGUGGUGGGCAUGGAGCCUGCAGGGGAACACACCCCUAACCCGGACCCCCUCCCCUCGUCAUCUGCCUCCAACUGCUCCGAGCUAACCCUCAAGCUGGAGUUUUCCUCCAAGGUGGUGGAGCAUGAGUACAUCGUAGCAUUCACGGGAUAUUUCUCCGCCAAAGCUCGCAGCCUGUACAUCAGCAGUGCCCUGCGAAACAACGGGGACCAAGCGCUCGAGUGGCACAUCGUCCGCAGAGAGAACCCAGCGUCCAACUUUCCCAGCGACUUUGAGCUGAUCCACAUCCGGCAAGCUUCACCUCGCAGUCUGCUCACCCUGGAGGAUCACCCUUACAUCAAGAGGGUCACGCCGCAACGCAAAGUGUUCCGCACGCUCAAAUACAUUCCCUCACCUGAACCUGCCGCACCCUGCAAUUCCACCAGAGGGACGCACAAAUGGCAGUCGUGGCAAUCGUCUCGUCCUUUCCGAAGAACCAGCCUGUCGCUCGGUUCGGGUUUCUGGCACGCCACCGGGCGCCACUCCAGCCGGCGUCUGCUGCGUGCCAUCCCCCGCCAAGUUGCCCAGAUCCUGCAGGCAGACGUACUCUGGCAGAUGGGACACACCGGUUCUGGUGUGAAGGUGGCAGUGUUUGACACGGGCCUCAGCGAGAAGCACCCACAUUUUAAGAAUGUGAAGGAGAGGACCAACUGGACUAAUGAGAAGACACUAGACGAUGGUCUGGGCCAUGGUACGUUUGUAGCAGGAGUGAUAGCCAGUAUGAGGGAGUGUCAGGGCUUUGCCCCCGACUCAGAGCUGCACAUCUUCAGAGUCUUCACCAAUAACCAGGUAUCCUACACCUCGUGGUUCCUGGAUGCUUUCAACUACGCCAUUCUGAAGAAGAUCGAUGUUCUUAACCUCAGCAUCGGUGGACCCGACUUCAUGGAUCACCCUUUUGUUGAUAAGGUGUGGGAGCUGACGGCCAAUCGAGUGAUCAUGGUUUCUGCCAUUGGGAAUGAUGGACCUCUCUAUGGCACGCUGAACAACCCGGCGGACCAGAUGGACGUGAUCGGAGUCGGAGGCAUCGACUUUGAGGACAACAUCGCCAGGUUUUCCUCCAGAGGCAUGACCACCUGGGAGCUGCCAGGAGGCUACGGCAGAGUGAAGCCUGACAUCGUCACGUACGGCUCUGGCGUCCGCGGGUCAGGGCUGAAGGAGGGAUGUCGCUCUCUGUCGGGCACCAGCGUUGCCUCCCCUGUGGUGGCUGGUGCUGUCACUCUCCUGGCCAGCACUGUCCUCAACCGGGAGUUGGUGAACCCGGCCUCUAUGAAGCAGGCUCUGAUCGCAUCAGCCCGCAGGCUGCCCGGGGUGAACAUGUUUGAGCAGGGCCACGGGAAACUUGACCUUAUCAGAGCAUAUCAGAUACUCAACAGCUACCGACCUCAAGCCAGCCUGUCACCCAGCUACAUUGACCUGACCGAGUGUCCGUACAUGUGGCCUUACUGCUCACAGCCCAUCUACUACGGAGGAAUGCCCACCAUAGUUAAUGUGACCAUUCUGAACGGCAUGGGCGUCACAGGCAGGAUUGUUGACAAGCCCAUCUGGCAGCCCUACCUCCCUCAGAACGGCGACCACAUCGAUGUGGCCGUCUCAUACUCGCCGGUGCUGUGGCCGUGGGCCGGAUAUCUGGCGGUGUCCAUCUCUGUGGCCAAGAAAGCGGCUUCCUGGGAAGGGAUCGCUCAAGGCCACGUGAUGGUCACCGUGGCAUCGCCCGCAGAGAACGACUCUGAGGUGGAUGGAGAGCUGACAUCUACAGUCAAGCUGCCCAUCAAGGUGAAGAUCGUGCCGACUCCCCCGCGCAGCAAGAGGGUGCUGUGGGAUCAGUACCACAAUCUACGCUACCCACCGGGCUACUUUCCCCGAGACAACCUCCGCAUGAAAAACGACCCUCUCGACUGGAACGGGGACCACAUCCAUACAAACUUCAGGGACAUGUACCAGCACCUGAGGAGUAUGGGAUACUUUGUUGAGGUGCUGGGAGCUCCCAUCACCUGCUUUGAUGCUAGCCAGUAUGGCACGUUGUUAAUGGUGGACAGCGAGGAGGAGUAUUUCCCCGAAGAGAUCACCAAGCUGAGGAGAGACAUCGAUAACGGCCUGUCACUCAUUGUCUUCAGCGACUGGUACAACACCUCAGUCAUGAGGAAAGUCAAGUUCUACGAUGAAAACACAAGGCAAUGGUGGAUGCCGGACACAGGGGGCGCUAACAUACCAGCUCUGAAUGAUCUGAUCUCAGUGUGGGGGAUGGCGUUCAGUGACGGGCUCUACGAGGGAGACUUCACCUUGGCUGAUCAUGACAUGUACUACGCCUCAGGCUGCAGCAUUGCACGUUUCCCAGAAGACGGAAUAGUCAUUGCCAAGAACCUGAAGGACCAAGGUCUGGAGGUGUUAAAGCAGGAGACGGCCGUGAUAGAGGGAGUUCCCAUCCUGGGACUGUACCAAACGCCAUCAGACGGGGGAGGGCGCAUCGCCCUGUACGGAGACUCUAACUGUAUUGACGACAGCCACAGACAAAAAGAUUGUUUCUGGCUGUUGGACGCUCUCCUUCAGUACACGUCGUACAGUAUGACUCCUCCCAGCCUCAGCCACUCCCACAGCAGGGUAGUUCCUCCCACUGGCACGGACCGCCCCCUGCCUCAGAGACUGGAAGGAAACCACCUUUACCGCUACUCCAAGGUCUUGGAGGCUCACCUGGGAGACCCGAAGCCCCGCCCACUACCUGCAUGCCCCCACCUGUCGUGGGCAAAGCCACAGCCACUGAACGAGACGGCACCCAGUAACCUUUGGAAGCACCAGAAACUUCUCUCAGUGGAUCUGGACAAGGUGGCUCUACCUAACGUGAGGGCGUACCGACCCCAGGUCCGACCUCUGUCUCCUGGAGAGAGCGGGGCCUGGGACAUUCCUGGAGGGAUAAUGCCGGGUCACUACAACCAGGAAGUAGGCCAGACUAUCCCCGUCUUUGCCUUCCUGGGAGCGAUGGUCGUCUUGUCCUUUUUCGUGGUGCAGCUCACCAAGGCCAGGAGCAAACCCAAGCGCAGGAAACCGCGCAUCAAGCGGCCCACGUACCUGCAGCAGCAGCAGCAGCAGCAGACGACCACGACAACGACAACCACGGGGAAAAACCCCACAGUUUGACUGUGAGUGCAGCACUGAACUGCUCCUGGGUGGAUGCAGGGCCGGGGUUUUACCUCUGACACACUUUGUAAAGGGACAACCCGCGUUUCAAAGCAACAGUGGACGUUUGAAAUGAUCAACUGCUGACGCAGGCGUCUCCAACUGUGUUCGGACUCCAUGUGAACAGCCAUCCAGAUGUGUUGUCAGUUUUGUGCCUCUCGUCUGUUCCCGGGCUGUUCCGUGAGUGUUUGUGGACUAAUGAACAAACAGUAUUAGACAGUGUUACACACACACACGUGAUGUAUAACACAUGUCUGUUUUUAAAAAACA
Molecule: messenger RNA, 4081 nt
Organism: Solea senegalensis (Senegalese sole)
Lineage: Eukaryota; Metazoa; Chordata; Actinopteri; Pleuronectiformes; Soleidae
Gene: mbtps1
Product: membrane-bound transcription factor peptidase, site 1
Exons: 23
Coding region: 518-3772 (1084 amino acids)
Biological process (GO): proteolysis
Cellular component (GO): Golgi apparatus
Molecular function (GO): serine-type endopeptidase activity
Source: RefSeq, a predicted model, not a curated record